This is a messenger RNA of Fragaria vesca subsp. vesca, 1572 nucleotides long. RefSeq names its product probable inactive leucine-rich repeat receptor-like protein kinase At3g03770-like. Gene Ontology annotation, molecular function: protein kinase activity; ATP binding. NCBI's taxonomy places the organism in Eukaryota, Viridiplantae, Streptophyta, Magnoliopsida, Rosales, Rosaceae. The record is from RefSeq and is a predicted model, not a curated record. Bases 10 to 1572 code for a protein of 520 amino acids. The transcript is spliced from 11 exons. Gene Ontology annotation, biological process: protein phosphorylation. Gene Ontology annotation, cellular component: membrane.
AAACUGACUAUGAAAUCCGACUUUGGUCAUGUGGAAUUGUUCACACUGCAUUUCUGUGUAAACAAGUGGACAUUGGUCAGGCAUUCGCGCUUCAACCUCUCUCUGCCACCUGAUACUGUCAGCCUCCUACCCCUGACCGGUUUAUCUGAUGCCGAUCACCAGCUGCAGUUACUGUUUUUCCUUCGUAACCACAACAAUGUCAUGGGGAUCAAAUUCGACCAAUUUGACGGCUGGAUGUGGCAUCCCACUGUCAACUUCACCCUGCAUCUAAUCGGUAUUCAGGGCUCACAGCCUCCUACCUACAGUGCUAUAGCCAUGGGGCCUCGCAUCAUCCCAAUGGAGAGAGAUGAGGAUUCUGAUGAUUCAAGCCCUCCCAAGUUUGCCGCCCGUGAUGGUGCAGUACCACCACAACAACCCUUCAGUUUCAAAGCGCAAGCUCAUGAGUUUUCAUCUCUUGGUGCCAAAAAGCCCAGCAGAAAUGGAAAAGAGAAAAGCGGUAAAAGCACAAGGCCAAGCAGGUCCAAAGGUUCUUCAAAGACCCAAGAACAAUCCACUUUCCUUUUGAGGCAGGGCAUUUCCCAGAAUGGACUUAAGUCUGCUCGUUACAUGUCCAAGCCUUUUGUUGGAGGUCUUUUGAUUUCCAUCGAUUACAAUUCACUCAAAGAGGCAUUUUCUGGCUUUGGUGACGUGACUGAUGGUAAGUGUUCAUUGGGUCUGUUACCUGAGAAUCUGAGAUUCGUAACUCACGGUAUGAUUUACAAAGGAAAGUUGGAAAAUGGGACCUCAGUUGCAAUCAGAUCUCUGGCUAUAUCAAAAAAAUGUUCAACUCAAAACCUUAAAGUUCAGCUGGAUUUGCUCUCAAAGCUUCACCAUCCACACUUGGUUGUCCUGUUGGGUCACUGCAUUGAGUGUAGCGGACAAGAUGAUUCUGGUGGCAACAGACUUUUCCUCGUAUAUGAAUACAUCUCUGGUGGGAACUACCGUACCGAUCUUUCAGAAAACUAUCCAGAGAAGGUUCUCAAGUGGCCUGAUAGAUUGGCAAUCCUUAUUGGAGUUGCAAAAGCUGUCCAUUUUCUACACACUGGGGUUAUUCCAGGUUCUUUCAACAAUCGAUUGAAAACAAACAACAUAUUGCUAGAUGAGCAUAGGAUUCCAAAGCUGAGUGACUAUGGGAUGUCUAUCAUCACAGAAGAAACUGUGAAACUUGAGGCAAAAGGAGAAGGCCCAAAAUCCUGCGGUAAAAAUGAUCUGGAGGGUGAUGUUUACAACUUUGGAUUUAUACUACUUGAAUCACUUGUUGGUCCUAGAAUAAGUGGAAUGGGCGAAGCCUUUGUGCUGAACGAAAUGGCAUCGUUUGGGAGCCAAGAUGGCCGAAGAAGAAUUGUGGAUCCAAUCGUGUUGAUUACUUGCUCACAAGAGUCAUUAUCCAUUGUGGUAUCGAUCACAAAGAAAUGCAUAUUUCCAGAAGUAUCAACUCGUCCCUCUUUUGAAGAUGUGCUUUGGAACCUGCAGCAUGCAGCUCAAGUCCAGGCCACCUGUCUGAUAUGCUCUUUACUACUGUCUUGCUUGUAA